ACCUUCGUUGUCUUGGUUUCCCUGGACAAGAUACGCUUCCACCCCAAAUGUUUUUUUUCUCCUUUUCAGACGCCCUACUGCCCUCCCGACAUGGAGCUACUCGAGAGCGCCAUGGAGGUGUUCAGUGCCUUCAUCACGUGGCCCGAGCCGUACUACAGCGUGUGUCGAAACCUGCUCUCCACCCUCCAGCUGGAGAUCAAGGCUCCGGGGAUUUCCUUUCAGAGACUGGUGAGAGAAGAGCAGGACCUGAACACCAGCUGUCACUUCUCCAAGACCACGUACGUCCAUAUUGACAAUGUUGUGUUGCCUCUGUCAUUGACACAUUUUUGAAUUAAUGACGCCAAUUUGUUGAAGAAAAGCAGCACGGGAGAGAUGCAUGUCUGAUCGUAAACGACAGUUUAAUUCAUUCUGUAUUUUCUUU
This is a messenger RNA of Hippocampus comes (tiger tail seahorse), 421 nucleotides long. Its product is annotated as phosphoinositide 3-kinase regulatory subunit 5-like. Gene Ontology annotation, biological process: positive regulation of MAP kinase activity; G protein-coupled receptor signaling pathway. Gene Ontology annotation, molecular function: 1-phosphatidylinositol-3-kinase regulator activity. Gene Ontology annotation, cellular component: phosphatidylinositol 3-kinase complex, class IB. The coding region runs from base 91 to 330 and encodes 79 amino acids. The record is from RefSeq and is a predicted model, not a curated record. NCBI's taxonomy places the organism in Eukaryota, Metazoa, Chordata, Actinopteri, Syngnathiformes, Syngnathidae. The transcript is spliced from 2 exons.